GAGGUGCUGCUCAAAGCAAUGUCCAGCAUCAAUAUGGAUACUCAACGAAAAAUGACAAAUGUUAUGCUGCUWAUUUUCGAGAAGACCAUCAGUGAGCCCAAUUUCGCACCUACAUAUGCACGCUUUUGCAAGGUGCUGUUCCAUGAGAUUAAGGCAGAGAACAAAUCUCUGUUCACCAGCUCGUUAAUAACGCGUAUUCAACACGAGUUCGAAUCGAACGUAAAUGAUGCCAAUGCCAAGGCCAAAAAGCUGCAGCCCACUCAGGAGCGCAUCAAUGCGUGCCAAGAUACGGCCAAGAAGAUUGAACUGCGGGCUGAAAUGGAGGACCUUGAAUAUCAGUUCAGGCGUCGAGCCUGGGGCACUGUGCGCUUCAUAGGUGAACUUUUCAAGCUGCAAUCACUUACCAGCGAUCGUGUGCUGCACUGCGUCGAAUCGCUGCUUGAACAUGGCUGUGAGGAGAAGCUGGAGUAUAUGUGUAAGUUACUGACCACUGUUGGCCAUCUGCUCGAAGCCGGCCCGUCCGAGCAAUACCAGAGCGGUGCUCGCAUCGAGAAGAUCUUUCGCCGAAUACAGGACAUAGUUCAGCGYUCACGUGGCGGCAGCACCGGCAGUCGACAGCAUCAGUUUAAUAUUAAAAUAAGCAGCCGUGUGCGAUUCAUGAUGCAGGACGUGCUGGACUUGCGCUCACGCAACUGGGAUCAGCCAGUGACCGCUCACUCGACCUCUGGCAGUCGACAGCGUCACAAGCAGCACGAAGAACCCAAAACACAGCAGCAGCAGCAACACAGCACGCGCGGCAGUCAUUUGCCCCAACAGCAGCAGCAACAGUCCAACUACCAGUAUCAACAGCAGAAGCAACACCACCAUCAUCAUGGCUACAAUGACGGCGGCAAUUACUUUAUGCAAAAGCUGCCCAAGACUCAACAGCAUGAAAACCAAUCUUGGACCUAUGUGUUUGAGUUUCUCGGACCCAUUAUGCAUGAAGGUGGACUCGAGUUGAAGGACAUUUGGCAGCCGCGCUGGCUGGAGGAUCCGCAGUUCACUGAACGUUUUGUACGCGCUUUUGUCAGCUACUUUGUGCAAGAAUUUGGCGCCGUAUACACACACAAGCUAUGGCAUAUAGAGAACAAGCUGGAUCGAGGCCAGCUGUUUUGGAGCGAUGCUCGCAAGUAUCGUGACUUUUUGCAAUCGAAUAGCUUUCAAUUUCUGGAGCCCAACAGCACAGCGACAGUUGGCAUGCAGCGGCAAAAGGUUACACGCACCCAGGCGGAGCAUGUGGAGCGGAUAAGCUACCUGCUGCGGCUGUCUAGCGACACCGCCAUUGACUAUAUCAAUACCAAUGUGCAUAUAAAUGCGAGUUUUGUGCGCCACCUGACCAAAUUCCUCUGCUGYGACUUCGCUUUAAUCAAUGAAUCAACCAAAAAGAACAACAACAACAACAAYCAUAACACAAACAAGAAUAAACUGCAAUUGCAGCUGAAUGUGGACAGUUUCAGGCGGGAUUGCACUCCACUAUUGCGCCUCUGCAUUGAUGCCCAAGAGACGCACGAGAUGGCAUGCAUUGAGGAGACAGUCGACGCACUGCAGGAGCACUUUAGCCUCGAGCUGGACGAUGARAUGGCUGCGGGUGAGGCAAUCUGUAGCGCUUGGAGUGUGCUCUACGAUUGCGAGGUAAUAUCCCGAGACACUUUUGAGAAGUGGUUCAAGCAGGAAUUUGAGCAUUAUCCGCGAGCACUAAUGGACAAAUUGCGUGCUUUCAUUGAGGAAAUGUAACAGWCCCACAAUCAAUGCAGGAACAAUAACAACAACAACAUCAACAUCGAAGCAAAUCGCAGGCAAAAUGAAUAAACAAUAACCAUAUUUAUAUAUGUAUAUGACAAUUGAAACAGCGCCUUUGGGCCCUUCAAUCAUACACCAUGCGCGGUCGUAUAUACAUACACAUCUAUAAUCCAUAACACAUACAAACAGAAACAGAAAACACUGAAAAUUGCAAAGAAAACAA
Molecule: messenger RNA, 2002 nt
Organism: Drosophila arizonae
Lineage: Eukaryota; Metazoa; Arthropoda; Insecta; Diptera; Drosophilidae
Gene: eIF4G2
Product: eukaryotic translation initiation factor 4G2
Cellular component (GO): eukaryotic translation initiation factor 4F complex
Molecular function (GO): mRNA binding; translation initiation factor activity; protein binding
Source: RefSeq, a predicted model, not a curated record